Drosophila biarmipes is the source of this 1810-nucleotide messenger RNA. Its product is annotated as nuclear speckle splicing regulatory protein 1. Gene Ontology annotation, biological process: regulation of alternative mRNA splicing, via spliceosome. The record is from RefSeq and is a predicted model, not a curated record. The coding region runs from base 73 to 1251 and encodes 392 amino acids. NCBI's taxonomy places the organism in Eukaryota, Metazoa, Arthropoda, Insecta, Diptera, Drosophilidae. The transcript has 2 exons.
UGUUGCAGCCAAAAAGCAGCAUUUGCCCUGCUCCACGAAACGGUCGCACUAACAAUUUAUAAACAAACAAAUAUGUCCAAACAAUAUGGCCUGAUCAUUCCCGGGCAGCAGAAGAAGGCACCGCCCAAGCCAGCCGUCAAGCCCGCCAUUUUCGACGAGAGCAGCGCCUCUGAGAGCGACGACGACCGCAAUGCCCCGCAACUGAAGCCCAAAACCAGUGGGGUGGCCAGUGGACCCAGCCUGAUGGAGCGCCGCGUGGCCCGGCGGCAGCAGGAGAAGGCGCUGGCCGAGGACCCCACCAUCUUCCAGUACGACGAGCUGUACGACGACAUGGACAGCAAGCGCGAGGAGGCCAAGCAGACGAAGAGCCAGGAGCCGCGGAAGCCCAAGUAUAUCGGCCGGCUGAUGGAGCACGCCGAGCGCCGGAAGCUGGAGAAGGAGCUGCGCAUCGAGCGGCAGGUGCAGAAGGAUCGCGAGGCCGAGGGCGAGAUGUACAAGGACAAGGACACCUAUGUGACGGCCGCCUACCGCAAGAAGCUCGAGUCCAUACGCCAGAUGCAGGAGCAGGAGCAGCGCGACGAGUACCUCGAGGCCAUUGGCGAUGUGACCAAGCAGAAGGAUCUGGGCGGCUUCUAUCGCCAUCUCUACGAGCAGAAGAUGGGCGGCCCCGGCCAGCCAGAUGAGGUGCAGCCGAAGACGGCGCCCUCGACGGACGAGGUCUCGUACAAGCCCAUCAAGGCGGAGGCGGCCAAGCACCGGAGCUACCGACGCCGUCGCUCUUCCGAGGAGGAGGAGCAGACCAAGGCCAAGUCUGGCCAGGAUCCAGAGCCCGCGCCUGCCACGAAUCAGGCGGAAGGCAAGCCAGCCCAGGCUCACUUGGCCAACAAUAUCGAUGCCGAUUCCGACUUCAGCAUAGACGAUUCCAGCGAUGAGGAAGAGGAGAAGGAGAAGGAAAAGGAGAAAGAGAAAGACAAGGAUAAGGUUAAGGAUAAGCAGCCCCAGGCCAAAAAGAAGGACAAGCCCCAGGAGAAUGCAGAGCACACGCAAGCCAAAGAACCUGCGGCACCGGAGCAAUCUCCGCCUAAGAAAGCGAGCUCCGAUGCCGAGCUGGAUGGGAAGGAUCUGCCCGUGCCGACAGUCACCAAGCCGCCCGUAGACCGCACCCUCAUCUGGCGCAAGAGGACCGUGGGCGAGGUCUUCGACGCCGCCCUGGCCCGCUACCAGGAACGCAAGCGGGCUCGCCAGGGCUAAAAUGCAUCCAAUUAAAGUUCGAGUAGAUGGAAAAACAAACCACUGAUUUCUGUAUUGUCUCCAUAUUAUGCUAAUUUCAAUUUGUCCCGUGCUCAUAAAUUAUUUAUGUGUAUGCCAGCGCUCUCUUAGCGAGCCCUUUUCGGUGCAAAUAUUUUGCAUAAGUUGCAACACAGAGAACCCAGCACCCGCCGCCGCCACUUUUCAUCUAAAACAGCAGAAAAAAAGUGGGUAAGAAGUACACGGCAUGACGGAUGGAACCGCAGGAAAAGUAGGGGAAAAGCACUGGAGGAUGAGGAAGUGCCUGAAGGAGCAGAACGCGAAGAUAUUCCAUUUAUUUUGUAUGACGACGACACGACGACAAGUAGGAGAGCCAAAAAAAGAACUAGUGCCGGCGCACCGAAGCGAAGCCAGGAAUACCCUUGUAGGUCAAUAGCAAGGCGGCUAAUUAAAAGGAAUCCAGAGGAACCUCAUCUCUCAUAAAGUACUUAAAUGUAAAAAGGUGGUUUUGUGAUGGCAAGGCUGUCUAUUAAAUGAUGCCCCCUGGGGACGGACUCAUUGA